Molecule: messenger RNA, 3912 nt
Organism: Ostrinia nubilalis (European corn borer)
Lineage: Eukaryota; Metazoa; Arthropoda; Insecta; Lepidoptera; Crambidae
Exons: 4
Coding region: 139-3912 (1257 amino acids)
Source: RefSeq, a predicted model, not a curated record
ACGUCAUUUUAUUUCAAAAUUUCAGUCUUCAAGGAAAAAUAUGUUUUUUUCUAAAUUAUGUGUUAAAUAAUAUUCUAAGAUCACCUAUGUCUGCAGAAAACUGCCGACCGCCUACUUUUUAUUCAGCUUACAAGAAUAAUGGGCAAUGAAUCCGUGGUAGAUCAGAUAGUGAACAACCUAUCGUUUGAAGUGGAAGCAGUGCCUCAGGACGAUGACAAAUUGGCUAGUACUUCGAACACAACACCUCUAAAUGUAAAGAUAAGGGUACGAAAGAAGAAUGAAAGUGGGAUACAGCAUGGCGUGCUAUCAGUGCCCAAGUUUGGACGCCCUGACGCGCAGCCAGAGAGAAUUCGACUUAUCAGCAGUGACCAGACUAUUAUGUCCUUCAAUAUGUCUAUGGAAGCCGAUUUAGUGAAGAAACCCAAAAGGAAACCUCGCAAAUCGUUGUUCGCUCGUUGCUUAGGAACUCAGUAUGAUGAUGAUGAAAUGCCCUACGCACCAAGUACUGCAUACAACGCUAAAGUAUCUGACGCAAAUACUACAAGCAAGUCUGACGGCGUCAUAAGGCAAAACUUCACUCUUUCUAAAACUAAUUACGAUAAUGCUGUUGAUCUACAAAUACAUACAAAGAAACAUGGCAUACUUGGGAAGUGUAAACCAGGAGGUUGCCUAGAUCCACCUUUUGGCGAAGAAAAAUACUCGUAUGAACCUACACAAAAAAUACAACUAAAAAAAAUGCCCGGUAUUACUGAGGAUAAGGUUGAGAAACCUAAGAAAAUCAAAGUAUCUAAAAUGGUUGCUGACCAAAGAAACAUAAAUGUCUCAAAUGAACUUAGUAAGGAGAGUAUUGGAAAUAAAACGAAAACAAAAUCUCAAGAUGAAUCGGAUAGUAUUUUAAGUCUUUAUAACAACUCUCUAGAGGGUUCUUUAGACUCAAAAUACUCUGACUCAGUCAUAACUUAUCCUCCACUUACGAACACUAAUAGUAAUGAAAAGAGUUUAAGAAACAGAAUAAGCAAUGAAGAAAAGCCUAGAAAAUCAUUUGAUGAUAGCAUAGAAGCUUUCUUCAGUUCAAAAACUAGUCGGUUAAAUGAAAUAAGCAGCAAUGAUGCUGACGAUGGGAAAAAAGAAAAAGCUAAAGUUAUCGUACCGGUACCUAUACCGAUACCUUUAGAACAUCAUUUUGUUAAAGAAUCUGAAAAAACGCAAAUCUCAACACAAAACUUUCCAGAUUCUGUAACCAAAAAGGGCACACUAGUGGAAUCAGAUUUAACUGUAAUGGAAGAAGUUAGUGAAAUGUUGGACACAAACGAUGCCAAAUAUAAUUAUUCACAAGAACACCCGCCUUACACUGACAAUAUUGUUGCACCACAAAAGAAUAAUGAAGAACUCAAUGCUCAAUUGAAUGUUACAACAGCUGAUCCAACAGUUAAAUCUCAAAUAGAAACGUCUGGCAUUCAAACACGUCCAGUUGAUUUAAUUAAGCCAAAAAUAGUUGAUACCCCCGAAGACAAAUAUGAUAUAUCAUCAUACCAUGAAAAGCAUGAUGAAGUUGAUUCAUAUGAUGAUGAUCAGUCAACAGUAAAAAAAUCAAGAACUUUACCCAAUGAAAUGCCAAUUCCUGUGCAAGAAAAAGGCCAAACUAAAGAACACAAAGUGGCGACACCUCUUUCACCUGUACAAGAUACUCAAUCUUCAGGAAAAUAUUCAAGAACUCUUCAUGAUGAAAUACCGAUUUCAGUGGUAAAAAAAGAACAAACUAAAGAAAACAAAAUUGAAUCACCUCCUUCACCUGUAGAAAAUGACCAAUCUUUAGAAAAAACAUCAAGACCUCUACAUAAUGAGAUGCCAAUGUCAGUGCAAGGAAAAGAACAUGAAUUAGGAGAAUCACUUAACUUGAUAUCAGAUUUAGAUGCACAAGCUCAACAAAAUCUUCAACAGAAUCGGGACCUUAUCUCUAGCGCCAGAGGAAGUAUGCAAGACGGUCGCAAUUUUACAAUUGGUCAUACUAUUAAGCCUUAUGAUCAAAACGAUUAUAAACGAUCGAACGCUGAUCCCGUCAUGGUUUCAGAUUAUAAUGAUAAAAUGCUGAAACAAAAUAGUGCAGAUGAAUUUGAUGAAUUGGCAUUUCCCGAAAAACUUAUUAAAGGUAUCACUUUAUCGGAAACCGAUAUAAAAUCAACAAAACAAAAUGAGCAACUGAAAGAAACAAUAAAACCCCAAUCUCCAGUAGGUGAGGUUACACCAAAUCGUCAAAAUGAAACGUUGAACCCUUUCUCUAACACCGGAAGAAGUAUGCUAGAUGGUCGUAAUUUUGAACAGUCGGGUGAUGAUCACAUCAUAGCUUCAGAUUAUGAUUUCAAUGAUAAAAUGCAAGACGACAAUGGUUUAGAUGAAUAUAAAUUGACAUUUUCCGAAAAAAACUCACUAGAUAAAGGUAUCAUCCAAUUGGAAACCGAAACAAAAGCUAGUAAACAAAAUGAACAAAUGAAAGGUACAAUUGAAUCCCAAUCUCCAGUUGAUGAGGUUACACGUAGUCGUCAAAAUGAGCCACGAGAGCAUGAGAACAUUCAAGAAAAUCGAGACGUAAUUUCUAGCACCGAAGGAAGUAUGGUGGACGCUAGGAAUUUUGUAACUGGUCAUACUGCUAAGCCCCAUGAUCAGAACGAUAAUAUCAGUAAACAGUCGGCAGAUGAUCACGCCAGGAGUUCAGAUUAUGAUAUCAAUGAUAAUGAACCGCCCGAAAAUAGGUUAGAUAGUAAAUUGCCAUUUCCCGGAAACGAAUUACUUAAUAAAGGAAUAACCCAAUCAGAAAGUGAAAGGACAUCUAACAUAAUCCCUUCUGCUAAAGCUGUAAAUGCUAGCAGUAAAGAUUUUUCAGAAACUGAUCAAUAUUUCAUGGAAAAUAUGGAUGUGGAUGAUACAGAACAAGAUACAAAGAAGCCAGAUUUAAAUAAAGACUAUGUAAACAAUGAAAGUAAUGAUAUCUUUUUACAAGAAAAUAGUUCAAGUACUGAUAAAAAAAUAUCGCAAAGUAAUAAAAAUCUAUUACACAAUGUAAUAAGCAAUGAUGAUGAUGAUAAUUACGACGAUACAGAACCAAGGAAAUACAACACAAUUUUUGAAUCUUCCAAAGAAGAUAAUGACUUUAGUGCACUAACAGAUCCACGUCAUAACGGACUUGUUGAUAGAAUACCAGCUAAUAAUCUUCAAAACCUUGAUACUGCAUUACAUUCGUCACAAAUGGAACAGUUAAACAUUUCUAAUAGCAAUGAUGGCCUCGAGAAUCAUAAGGGUUUGGUCCCUAAUUUUCCUGAUAACGAAGAUAAUUCCGACAAAGAUAUUGCAAAUAAAAUGUUAGAUGAAAUAAAUAUAUCUGAGAUGCUUACAAAUAGUUCUGAAUUUAUGGAACCUAUAACGCGAUCAUCGCUAGAUGAACAAAAGAUUGAGAAUAGCAAAUCUAUUAUCGAAAGUCAAUUAGUAAAAUCAGAGCGAAGUAGUAUUAAUUACCCAAACUCACUAAAAUACAAAUUCAAGACUAAAUCAGAUAUGUCUAGAUCUAAUUAUAGUGCACAAAAGAAGUCACCACAGGUAGUUUCCAAAAGCUCCUUAAAGAAAAACUCUAUAUCUUUAGACAUGGCAUUCCAAUCGUACGUGAAUGAAAAAAAAGAAAGAAUUUUCAAAAGUCUCGAUUCAUCGGUAGAAGCUGUAAGAUACCCUAAUGAUUCAGUAACGGUCUUACAAUCUCCCUUGAGUGAGGACUUUGAGAUUCGAAUACCAAUAGAUUUGGAGAAUGACAUGACAAUACAAAUUCAUCGAACCAAAAGUCCUACGCAACGUGUGCAGAUCCUAAAACAAGAACCUUUCGUUUCAGAAGUUUCAUUUCCCACAUUAAAAGGAAAGCAUGGUUAG